Messenger RNA from Cryptomeria japonica (Japanese cedar), 1605 nucleotides. RefSeq names its product probable inorganic phosphate transporter 1-3. Gene Ontology annotation, biological process: transmembrane transport; phosphate ion transport. Gene Ontology annotation, molecular function: phosphate transmembrane transporter activity. The record is from RefSeq and is a predicted model, not a curated record. Bases 1 to 1605 code for a protein of 534 amino acids. The transcript has a single exon. Gene Ontology annotation, cellular component: membrane. NCBI's taxonomy places the organism in Eukaryota, Viridiplantae, Streptophyta, Pinopsida, Cupressales, Cupressaceae.
AUGGCAAAGCCGCAAUUGGAAGUGUUCUCUGCUCUAGACAAAGCGAAGACACAGUGGUACCACUUUAAGGCCAUAGUGAUCUCAGGUAUGGGCUUUUUCACAGACGCGUACGAUCUUUUCUGCAUCUGUACCGUCACAAAGCUUCUCGGACGGCUGUACUACUACGAUCCAGCGUCAGGCAAUCCUGGAUCAUUGCCCCCGAAUGUGGCUGCAGCGGUCAAUAGCGUGGCCCUCUGCGGAACUCUGGUGGGGCAACUGUUCUUCGGAUGGCUUGGGGACAAAAUGGGACGGAAAAGAAUCUAUGGCAUUACACUCAUGUUCAUGGUCGUCAGCACCAUUGGGAGCAGCCUCUCCUAUGGUCACACGGCCAAGUCCGUGAUGACCACGCUCUGUUUCUUUCGCUUUUGGCUGGGGAUAAGUAUCGGCGGGGACUACCCGUUAUCCGCAACGAUCAUGUCGGAGUACGCGAACCAAAGAACCCGCGGGGCUUUCAUGGCCGCCGUGUUCGCAAUGCAAGGCUUCGGAAUCAUAGCUGGCGGCGCAGUUGCCAUUAUGGUCUCUGCGUGCUUCAACCAUGCAUAUAAGAGACCCGUGUUCGCAGAAAACCCUAGUCUCUCCACAGCUCCGCAGGCCGAUUUCGUGUGGAGAAUAAUCCUCAUGGUGGGAGCUGUACCCGCUGUUCUGACCUACUACUGGCGCAUGCGCAUGCCUGAAACCGCGCGGUUUACUGUACUGGUCGCAAGGAAUGCAAAGCAAGCCGCUUCUGACAUGUCCAAGGUUCUCCAAAUGGAAAUCGACGAAGACCCACAAGCAUUUGAAGACGACGAUAGUGUUAACUACGGACUGUUUUCUACAGAGUUUUUAGUACGCCAUGGUCGGCAUCUUUUAGGCACUACAUUCUCCUGGUUCUUCCUUGACAUUGCAUUCUACAGCCAGAACCUGUUCCAGAAAGAUAUCUUCACGGCCAUUGGAUGGCUUCCUUCUGGGAAGAACAUGAACGCCAUAGAAGAGGUCUACAGAAUUGCAAGAGCACAGUCAUUGAUUGUGUUGUGCUCAGCUUUACCGGGCUUCUGGUUCACUGUCUUACUCAUAGACCGAAUCGGACGGAUCCCUAUUCAGCUCAUGGGCUUCUUCUUCAUGACGGUCUUCAUGUUGGCCAUAUCAAUACCGUAUGAGCACUGGAGAGGCCAUAAAUGCGGGGAUGACUUCUGCGGGGGCAACAAUAUGGCCUUUGUCGUGCUCUAUUCUUUUACAGUUUUCUUCUCCAACUUUGGGCCCAACAGCACCACUUUCAUUGUUCCGGCGGAGAUUUUCCCCGCACAUUUGCGAUCGACGUGCCAUGGUAUAUCGGCGGCGGCUGGAAAAGCAGGGGCGAUUGUCGGAGCAUUUGGAUUUCUGUACGCUGCGCAGAGUCCGCUUGAUCAGGAGACUAAUGCAGGGUACCCUAGAGGAAUCGGCAUUAGGACUGCGUUGCUUGUGCUAGCUGGAAUGAAUGCGCUGGGGUUUGUGUGCACGUUUCUUGUGCCGGAGACGAACGGGAAAUCACUCGAGGAAUUGUCGGGCGAGAUCGAUGAAGAUGCGGUUGGAUACAAAGAAAAGCAUUGA